Malassezia vespertilionis is the source of this 1764-nucleotide messenger RNA. RefSeq names its product Transcriptional regulator (gene NGG1). Lineage: Eukaryota; Fungi; Basidiomycota; Malasseziomycetes; Malasseziales; Malasseziaceae. The transcript has a single exon. Gene Ontology annotation, molecular function: transcription coactivator activity. Bases 1 to 1764 code for a protein of 587 amino acids. Gene Ontology annotation, biological process: regulation of transcription by RNA polymerase II. Gene Ontology annotation, cellular component: SAGA complex. The record is from RefSeq and is a predicted model, not a curated record.
AUGCUGCCGGCCCAGGACGGGCCGGAUGCACUAGCAUCCUUAAAAAAUACGGAGCAGCUGUAUAAAAACUACAUGGGCAUGUACAAUAGCGCUGUGCCCGAACUGGACGAGCUCGCGGCGCUGCGCACGCACUUAGAUUUUCUGCGCAACGACGCAGACGCGCGUUUGAAUGCACUGCUGACGGAGCGCGGCCACCAGCCGCGCACGAAUACAUCCAACGCCACGGUAUACAAGAAUGAAGAGAAUGCAGGCCUCAGUGUAUACGAUACUGAACAAGAAUGGUCACACACGAAUGGGACAGUAAGCCAUACCUACGGAAGGGGCCCGCGGCGGCAGACCGCACACAGUUCUCCCGCAGAGAUGACCAGCAGCGAUCUCGAUACGGACAUGGACGAGCCCAGCAAGCCUGGCGCGUCCGUGCGGACGGGCCUUGGCGUGAAGUUGCGCAUCCAAGCGCAUGAUCCUGCUCACGUAAAACAGCCUCCCACCGAAGCCGUCACGCUGCGCCCACGCCCGCAUGUGGUGGAUGUAGACGAGACGUUUGUGGACGACUCGAAGUUUAGCUGGGAUAUACCUGCCGACGUGCACGCCGCGGCUCUUCCUCAACUCGAGCCGAGGCGCGGAACAAGGCCGUGCCCGACGCACCCAUUCGACGUUCACGACGACUUUGCCAACAAAGACUGGCGGGAUCGUGAUACGCAGAGCAUGGGCUCACCUGCGCCUGGACAGAGCAUCACGAAAGAUGCGAGUCGCAGUCGGCAAGGCAAAGACGCGACGCAAGUUCCGGCCACAACAUUUUACAAUUAUGCGGACGCCUACUUCAAGCCCGUCACCGAAGACGACCUUGCGUGGCUCUCGAGUAAGGCUGAUGACCCAUACCCCUUUCAGUUCCCUGAUCUCGGCACGCCGUACCGUAAAGUAUGGGGAAAAGAAGACGCAGAACUGCUCGGAGAGCUCAAUACCGUCGACGGCAGCGCGCAAAACGACCCAGCCAAGGCGCGGGCGCGGGCGCUCGUAGGCAAUGCAGUCCAUGACGACGAUGUGCCGCUUGCGCAUGCGCUUCUUUCGGACACAAAUCCAGCCUGCUCAUUUACACUCCGGGAGCUUGGUGACCGGCAAAUGUACAAUCGCACAGCAUGGUGCGGCCCCCUAACGGAGCGACUCGCUUCGUCCAUUCUUGUCACCGACGACGACAGUUCCUUAGAAGGCGCAGCCUACGCCGAUACUGCGCUGGUCUUGGAGCCGCCGCCGGACACACACAAGACCAUGGCCGAGGUAGAGUCCCAGGCGCGGCAGGAGCUCGAGGCGGUGGGUCUGCUCGAGCCUGGGAUUCGCAUUCCUUGGGAAGAGCACGCUGAUAGCUCCAUCUCCAGCGCCUUGCGGCAGGCACAAGAGCUGCUUCAGAAACAGACCCGCAUGAACGAACAGCGCAAGGCACGUCUCUUUCGCAUUGCACAGGAUCGGAUGGCGUUCCAAGACUACCAGGCAUGCUUACAGGCCAUCGAUCGCGAAAUUGAAGCAAAUUGGACCAAGCGACAGCGACAAAUCAAAGCGAGUAUGGGCAAGAAGCGCAAAGGGCACGAUCCGAACGGCACUGUGCCGACUGAAGCCGCCGGGCCAAGCAAGCCGCAGCUCCCCGACACGCUGCAAGCAAUGCUUGCGCGGCGUCGAAAGCUCAAAGAGGCGUUUAAGCCCAUGUUUGCCGCAAUUCCACACUCAUUCAAGGCGCCGCGAGAAAGUAUAUACCAGGGGUUGGAUAUGUAG